AUGGUGGUGCCAGAUUCAUUCAUGGUUUCCAAAAAUACAUUGGACAAUUAUCUGAAGAGAAAAGAAAAUGUAGCGCAGCAGGACAUACAUCCUGCGGCUCUAACCACACCAGAAUGUUCAAUGAGUCAGCACUUACCGACACAAUACCCACCAUUGUGCCAUGAAGCUUUGAAUCCAGGAAUUCCAGCUCAAUCAGCACAGCUUUACAGACACCCAGGAAUUGCCCUCCAGAACAAAUCUGAGAAGAGAUGCGAUCCAACAAAAAUUGUGUUGGUAGUGCUUUUACUGGUGGUCAUAUUUGGAGGAGGAGCGGCCAUUUUGUGGUACUUUGUUUAUGAUAUUCCAAACGGUAGAGUUUACUUCAGUGGUUCGAUUCAUCUGGUAAAUGCCUUCUUCAGUUCUGCAUUAACAGACAGCAGAACAACUGAGUUCAUAGACUUAGCCAAUCAGGCCGAGGAAUCAUUGGCUGAGAUGUUUAGAAGAUCGCAGUUGGCACAACGUUUUGUCAGUGUCAAUGUCAUCUCCUUUAGUGAAGGAAGUAUUUUCGCUUACUUCAUGCUUACAUUCUCUGUGGGGAGAAACAGACUUGUAGAAGACAACAAGGUCCUACAUGCAUAUGAUGUGGUUAAGGUAUUGGAUAACCAUCUGCGGAAAACAACUGAAUCUAGCACUGAUACAGCGCUGUUGGGAAAGUUCCACGUAGAUGUUAAAUCCAUUAACAUUUAUGAAACAGAACAUGAUGAGUAUUCACUCUUCUUGGAAGAAGCAUGUCCUGUGACUGAUAGAAGAAUCCAGUGGAAUAAAGCGUCAUCAUGUCGUUGGGAGAUGAGAGCGCCUGCAAACCAUUUGCUGGAAAUUACUAUUCAAAAAUAUUUUAUGAAUGAUGAUUGUAGCCUGAAUUACAUUGCACUUUAUGACUCAUUGGUACCUGGAAAAAAGAAACUAAUCAUAAGGAUAUGCUCCAGCAGCCAACUCUUUCCUUUGCAGACCUUCACUGCGACAUCAUCAGGGAAUGUAAUGUUGGCCAUAUUCUUUUCACAAUCCCAACAUAUGAAUCAGUUUGAAGCAACAGUGCAAUACAUCAAGACAAUAACCUGUGGUGGAACUAUCACUGCUUAUAAUGGAUCACUGGUCUCUCCAUUUUAUCCCAGGAACUACCCUCCAAAUAUCAAUUGUCUUUGGACAAUUACAGUACCAGACCCAAACCUGAGGCUACGAAUCCAGUUUCCAACUCUGAAGUUGGAAGGCAUGCAGCCAAACUGCAAGAAAGAUUGGGUUUCUAUCGAUGGUACACGAUACUGUGGUGAACACUCCAGGUCGUUGGUGGUGCCUAGUGCUUCUAAUGUCCUAACAGUUCAGUUUCAUUCAGACUUUUAUAACAGUAAUCUUGGCUUCCGUGCUGAAUAUAGCAGCUUCAAUCCUGAAGAUGAAUGCCGAGGAAUGCACACAUGUGGAGAUGGAAAAUGUGAGCUCAUGAGCAACAAGUGUGAUGGUUGGAUUCAUUGCAAAGAUAAAAGUGAUGAGAUGAACUGUGUGUGCACAUCAGACCAGUUUAAGUGCCACAAUGAUAUGUGUAAACCCGUGACCUGGGUCUGUGAUGGAGUUGAUGACUGUGAAGAUAUGAGUGAUGAAGCCAACUGUGAUUGCCCUGCUGGGUUCUUCAGCUGCCAGAAAGAUAAUUGUUUGUCCAUUAAUACCUUAUGUAAUGGAAUUACAGACUGUCCUGAUGGCAGUGAUGAGGCCAACUGUGAUAAAACAGACAUCAAAUGUACUUCCAUCAGCUACAAGUGUGACAAUGGAAAAUGCAUCGUCAAGCCCAAUGCAGAAUGUGAUGGUAUGAUCGACUGUUUAGAUGGUAGUGAUGAAUCCCAUUGUGAGACAAAAGAACUGCUGGCUGGAGAGCCUCAGCCGACACACGAAGUAGGGAAAAAACUACCCCAUGGAAAUGGUGGGAAUGCAUCGUCGCUUGAUCUUCUAUUUAGCACAGCUACCAACUCAGAUACUGACUGUGGAAACCGACCCUUCCUUAAAAGUCGAAUCAUCAAUGGUGAUAAUGCGGAGCUUGGUGAGUGGCCCUGGCAAGUCAGCCUCCACUUUGAUACCAUAGGCCAUACUUGUGCUGCAACGUUGGUAAAUAAUUGGUGGCUUCUAACUGUCUCACAUUGCUUCCAGGAUGUUUAUCCCUACAAGUACUCUAAUCGACUGUUAUGGAAAGUGUAUGUUGGACUGCAUUCCCAAAGUUUUUCAGAAACUGGUGUAGAAACGCGACUAAUCAAACGGGUGAUAAUUCAUGAGCAAUUCAAUAAUGUCACAAUGGAUUAUGAUAUAGCCUUGAUUGAACUUUCAGAACCUGUAGCAUACAAUAAUUACAUACAACCAGUGUGUCUUCCAUCAGCAUUACAUGUGUUUCCUGCAAAUCGAAAAUGCUACAUUACUGGUUGGGGCUUACUGCAGGAAAAAGGUCAUCUUCCUAUAAUCCUUCAAAAGGGUGAAGUAAGAAUCAUUAAUCAAACAACAUGCAUUAACUUCAUGGGAAAUAUAGUAUCAUCACGAAUGCUUUGUGCUGGAUAUCUUACUGGACAAGUCGACGGCUGUGAAGGUGAUUCUGGAGGACCACUGACCUGUGAAGAAACAUCAGGAAAGUGGUUUCUAGCAGGAAUUGUGAGCUGGGGGCAAGGAUGUGGUCGAUAUGGGUACCCUGGAGUUUACACACGAGUCACAAAGUUCCGAGACUGGAUUCAGAGGAACAUGAGAAUCAUUGGCAAAUGA
Messenger RNA from Carcharodon carcharias (great white shark), 2769 nucleotides. RefSeq names its product suppressor of tumorigenicity 14 protein homolog. The transcript has 21 exons. Gene Ontology annotation, molecular function: protein binding; serine-type endopeptidase activity. NCBI's taxonomy places the organism in Eukaryota, Metazoa, Chordata, Chondrichthyes, Lamniformes, Lamnidae. Gene Ontology annotation, biological process: proteolysis; acrosome reaction. The record is from RefSeq and is a predicted model, not a curated record. The coding region runs from base 1 to 2769 and encodes 922 amino acids.